CCUGCUCUACAAUGUUAAUCUGUGACUUUACGAACGGCGUCGUUUUGGUUUUAUUUUGUUGAGUAUUGGAUUUAGUUUUUUCAGAAAAGAAUCCGAUAAAACUAGGUAUUGAUUGAAUUUCAUAAAUUGUGCGACAGCUACAGUUGAUCUACAUGAUUUAAAAUUAUUGAACACUUUAUUAUUUAGUUUUUGUGAGGUUAACUAAGCACGCAGGCAGCACGCACAUCAACAUGGUCCAGGCAACUGAUGAAAUGGAGCAACCAGACAUAGAUCAAGCAAUGAAUCUCCUGAAAGAGAUGAACGGUAAUGUACACCAAGUCAUUCAACUUGUUGAUAAUAUGAUAGUACGUGUAAAAAAUGGUGAACUGUCUACUGACAAAGGCCUUGGAUUCUUAGAAAUGAAAUAUCAGAUGUUAGUUAGCUAUUUAAUAAAUUUAACAUUUAUUGUACUAAGAAAAUGCUCAGGAGAAAGAAUAGAGUCAGAUCCAACUAUUGACCGACUAAUUGAAAUACGCACAGUACUUGAAAAAAUUCGUCCUAUUGACUCCAAAUUGAAGUACCAAAUCGAUAAGCUUGUCAAAUCAGCUGUGGUUGGGGCAUCCACUGAAAAUGACCCACAGGCUUACCGGGCAAAUCCUCAAAAUCUUAUGAGCAAAGUAGACAACAGUGAGGAUGACUCCAGUGAUGCUGCAGAUGCUGAAGAAAUUAAGGAGAAAUCUGCAAAAUCGAAUUUAUAUGUUCCUCCAAAACUAGCAGCCGUUCACUUUGAUGAUGAAACAUCUAAAUCUAACUCUGAGCGAAACAAAGAGAGAUCUAAAAAGCAGUUCUUAAACUCCAGUGUGAUGCGUGAACUCCGUGAGGAAUACUCAGAUGCCCCAAUGGAAGUAACAACAGGGAAUCAUGUUAAACAUUCAAUAUCUAAGCAGGAGCAAGAAAGAACUGAGUAUGAAGAAAAUUACUUGACUAGGCUUCCUGUAACUAAGGCAGAGAAGAAUCGGAGACGGAAGCUGACUACUGUAGGUAUGUUGGCAGAUGAAAUAACUGGCAGCAGAGGCAAAAAUAGUCAAUCAAACAAAAGGAAAACUAAAACAAAGAAGGGCAAGGGAUUCAAAAGAAGGCGUACUAAUUGAUUUACAUAUAUUAUAUUGCACUCCAUUAGAACUGAUUAUCUUAUGGUGACCUGUGUAGUGAUACAUAUUUUUUUUGUUAAUCAAUAUCCUUUGUUCUCUAAACAUGGACAAUAUUUUUGAACUGAAAGUUUCAAUUUAAUCAUUUUAAACAAUACUACUUUUGUAUAUUAUUUUGAAAUGCUAAUAUUAUUUCAUAUAAUGUAAGAGUUUAGGGAACAGGGUAACUAUACUAAUAAAUUCAAUGACUGAGUGCAGUCUUUAAAUGAAUUUUGUAACCCAUACCAAGUACCUCAUUUAAUUGAGUUUCAUCAGAAAACAGUUACCUAAUCAUAAUCAGUAAUCAUCAAAAAAACGUUUCUCAAGCAAAUAGAUUUUAUUAUAUAAUAUAAUGUUAAAAAUAUAUAAAUCUUAUUAAAGUUGUAUAACUCGCAAAUCUGGCAUACCUCAAUUCACUUUCUAAUUUGUACAAAAUAGAAUUAACAAGAAACAAGUGUAGUUAUAGAUUCUAGUAUGAAUAUGGAUGCAGUU
Messenger RNA from Plutella xylostella (diamondback moth), 1658 nucleotides. RefSeq names its product neuroguidin-A. The record is from RefSeq and is a predicted model, not a curated record. Gene Ontology annotation, biological process: maturation of SSU-rRNA from tricistronic rRNA transcript (SSU-rRNA, 5.8S rRNA, LSU-rRNA). Gene Ontology annotation, cellular component: nucleolus; small-subunit processome. Lineage: Eukaryota; Metazoa; Arthropoda; Insecta; Lepidoptera; Plutellidae.